AUGCUUUUUGAGGGCUUGGAGCUGGUGUCGGCGCUGGCCACCCUUGCCGCAUGCCUGGUGUCCGUGACGCUGCUGCUGGCCGUCUCGCAGCAGCUGUGGCAGCUGCGCUGGGCUGCUACCCGCGACAAGAGCUGCAAGCUGCCCAUCCCCAAGGGCUCCAUGGGCUUCCCGCUCAUCGGAGAGACCGGCCACUGGCUGCUACAGGGUUCCGGCUUCCAGUCGUCGCGGAGGGAGAAGUAUGGCAACGUCUUCAAGACACACUUGCUGGGGCGGCCGCUGAUUCGGGUGACGGGCGCAGAGAACGUGCGCAAGAUUCUCAUGGGUGAGCAUCACCUCGUGAGCACCGAAUGGCCGCGCAGCGCGCGCAUGCUACUUGGCCCCAACACGGUGGCCAACUCCAUUGGCGACAUCCACCGUAACAAGCGCAAGGUCUUCUCUAAGGUCUUCAGCCAUGAGGCCUUGGAGAGCUACUUGCCCAAGAUCCAGCUGGUGAUCCAGGACACACUGCGUGCUUGGAGCAGCCAACCUGAGGCCAUCAACGUGUACCAGGAGGCACAGAAGCUCACCUUCCGUAUGGCCAUCCGGGUGCUCCUGGGUUUCAGCAUUCCUGAGGAGGACCUCGGACACCUCUUUGAGGUCUACCAACAGUUUGUGGAGAAUGUCUUCUCCCUCCCAGUCGACUUGCCCUUCAGUGGCUACCGUCGGGGCAUUCAGGCUCGGCAGAUCCUACAGAAGGGGCUGGAAAAGGCUAUCAGGGAGAAGCUGCAGUGCACCCAGGGCAAGGACUACUCAGACGCAUUGGAUAUCCUCAUCGAGAGCAGCAAGGAGCAUGGGAAGGAGAUGACCAUGCAGGAACUGAAGGAUGGGACCCUGGAGCUGAUCUUCGCAGCCUAUGCUACCACGGCCAGUGCCAGCACCUCACUCAUAAUGCAGCUGCUGAAGCAUCCGGCAGUACUGGAGAAGCUGCGGGAGGAGCUGCGGGCCCAGGGCAUCCUGCAUAGUGGUGGCUGUCCCUGCGAGGGCACCCUACGCCUUGACAUGCUCGGUGGGCUUCGCUACCUGGACUGUGUUAUCAAGGAGGUCAUGCGUCUUUUCACACCCAUCUCUGGUGGCUACCGCACUGUGCUGCAGACCUUCGAGCUUGAUGGUUUCCAAAUCCCCAAAGGUUGGAGUGUCAUGUACAGCAUCCGGGAUACCCAUGACACAGCCCCUGUGUUCAAAGACGUGACUGUGUUCGACCCUGACCGCUUCAGCCAGGCGCGGAGUGAAGAUAAGGACGGUCGCUUCCAUUACCUCCCAUUUGGUGGUGGCGUCCGGACCUGCCUGGGCAAGCACCUGGCCAAGCUGUUCCUGAAGGUGCUGGCAGUGGAGCUGGCCAGCACCAGCCGCUUUGAGCUGGCCACCCGGACCUUCCCCCGCAUCACCUUGGUCCCUGUCCUGCAUCCAGUUGAUGGCCUCAGUGUCAAGUUCUUUGGCCUGGACUCCAACCAGAAUAAGAUUCUGCCGGAGACAGAGGCCAUGCUGAGCGCUACAGUGUAGCAGCUCUAGAUCCUCACCCCACCUCAGCCCAGCCCUGCAGGGGUGGGGUGACAGAGGUAGAAACCUGUGUGUGGGAGGGGCUGGAAUGGGAGGACAAGCAGUCCCCAUACUUGCCCUCCCUGACCCCCUUCCCUGGAAAACCCUACCCAAAGCCA
This is a messenger RNA of Castor canadensis (American beaver), 1694 nucleotides long. RefSeq names its product cytochrome P450 family 26 subfamily B member 1 (gene Cyp26b1). Gene Ontology annotation, molecular function: oxidoreductase activity, acting on paired donors, with incorporation or reduction of molecular oxygen; heme binding; monooxygenase activity. Gene Ontology annotation, biological process: sterol metabolic process. Lineage: Eukaryota; Metazoa; Chordata; Mammalia; Rodentia; Castoridae. The record is from RefSeq and is a predicted model, not a curated record.